Haliaeetus leucocephalus (bald eagle) is the source of this 915-nucleotide messenger RNA. RefSeq names its product crystallin, lambda 1 (gene CRYL1). The record is from RefSeq and is a predicted model, not a curated record. Bases 22 to 915 code for a protein of 297 amino acids. Lineage: Eukaryota; Metazoa; Chordata; Aves; Accipitriformes; Accipitridae. Gene Ontology annotation, biological process: fatty acid metabolic process. The transcript is spliced from 7 exons. Gene Ontology annotation, molecular function: L-gulonate 3-dehydrogenase activity; NAD+ binding.
CUCAUUGGUUGCAGCUGGGCCAUGGUGUUUGCUGCUGGAGGCUUCAAAGUGAAACUUUAUGAUAUUGCACAACAACAGCUAACAAGUGCACUGGAAAACAUUCGCAAACAAAUGAAAGAGCUGGAGGAGUCGGGAUUCCUGAAAGGAGCUUUGAGUGUGGAGCAGCAGCUGGCUCUCAUUAGCAUCUGUACAGACCUGAGGGCAGCAGUAGAGGGUGCUACUUUCAUUCAGGAAUGUGCUCCGGAGAACCUGGAACUGAAAAAGAAGAUUUUCAGUCAGUUAGAUCUUAUUGUUGGUGACAAUGUUAUCUUGAGCAGCUCGACCUCUUGUCUCUUACCCAGCAAAUUGUUCACUGGCCUUAAACAUGUUAAGCAGUGUAUUGUGUCGCAUCCUGUAAAUCCACCUUACUUUGUGCCGUUGGUUGAAAUUGUUCCUCAUCCAGAAACAGAUCCUUCUACUACAGAGAGAACAUAUGCUCUGAUGAAGACCAUUGGUCAAUCUCCUGUCAAACUAAACAGAGAAAUUGAGGGGUUUGUUCUGAAUCGGCUCCAGUAUGCAGUGAUAAGUGAAGCCUGGAGACUUGUGGGUGAAGGACUAAUAUCUCCUACUGAUCUAGACCUUGUAAUGUCUGAUGGAUUGGGAAUGCGAUAUGCAUUUAUUGGACCUCUGGAGACCAUGCAUCUUAAUGCAGAAGGUAUUUCAAAUUAUUGUGAAAGAUACCGUGAAGGUAUGAGACUUGUUCUGAACACCUUUGGACCAGUUCCAGAAUUUUCAGGUGAAAUUGAGCAGAAAAUCAGUCAGGCAAUGUCUGAAAAAGUUCCGGUUGUUCCAAAAGUCCUGGAUGCCAGAAGAAAACGGAGAGAUGAAUAUCUCACUGGUCUUGCCAAACUGAAAAAACAAAUGAAAUCUGAUUGA